AUGUGGAAAGUCACAGUGAAGGAUAGAUAUAGAGCUAUGAUGAAUGAUGCUCGCGAGAAAGCAAAGAGUACAAGUCAAUCAGAUAAUCCUACUGAUUGGAAAGGACAUGGCCCACAUUGGAUAAGAGCAAAGCAUUGUGAUAGUCUUGUAAAUUAUUGGAAUACUGAAAAUUGGAAAAAAAAAUGCGAAGUUGCCAAGAAAAAUCGUCUUGCACAAGGACAAGAUGGUGAAAGGAAAAAGCAUAUUGUUGGAUAUGAUCGUCCAAUAUCCCAAUUAGAGUUUUUUAGUCAUGUUCACAGGAAGAAUCACAGACUUGGCGAUUUUGUUGAUAAAAAAUCCAAGCGAGUUCAUGAUACUUAUAAGACUGCAAUCGAGUCCAAGUAUGGUACUGUUAGGAAUAAUCAACCUGAGUUCGAUCUUGAUUCAUGGAUUGAUGCUGUCAACGGUCCAUCUAAAGGUCGUGUUUAUUGGUUUUGCCCUAGACAACUUGUUUCACCUGUUCUUGGUAUACCUACUUCACCUAGACAUUCAAUACUUGCACAUGAUGAAAAGAUGAAUAAUUUGAAGUCAGAACUAGCAAUUGCACAAAAUACAAUAGAUGAGAACAGCAAAAGGAUUGAUGAUCUUACCGUACGUCUUGAACGAGUUGAAAGAAAUCAAAAGAUUAAGAUGCGAAAAAUAGUGUGAAGCAUGCUCAGGGAACUAAAUAUUCCUAAUUUUCAAUUUCCUUCUAGCUCGGGAUUACAAAAUGAUGAUAUGUGAGACAUGAUAUAUGAAAUUUGGAAUUUCGAUGUAAUAAUUUAAUCUAUUAAAGCUUUAGUGUAUUUUGAAUAAUUU
This is a messenger RNA of Olea europaea var. sylvestris, 837 nucleotides long. RefSeq lists its product as uncharacterized. NCBI's taxonomy places the organism in Eukaryota, Viridiplantae, Streptophyta, Magnoliopsida, Lamiales, Oleaceae. The coding region runs from base 1 to 687 and encodes 228 amino acids. The record is from RefSeq and is a predicted model, not a curated record. The transcript is spliced from 3 exons.